CCGAGUCUCCCGCCGCCUGUUCAAGUGAGCGCGUGCUAGGAGGUCCAUCGAAUCUCUCGCUUAACUCUGUUGUGGUCUUCGUGGAAGGGAGGAAGUCAUUAAUACAUACAGACAUACCUUGUUUGUUUGUGGUGGAUGUUUUUUCUUAACAGGCCCCCCGAAACUGGCAAUAGGCGUCGAACUAUGGGUUUAUAAGCCAUGAAGGAAUGGCACCAUAUUCCGGUAUGUCUAGAAUGAGAAACCCCAAACCUUCUCCCAACAUGUACUACCCUCAAAACGAGGGUCAACCACUGAUGCCUCCGAUGCCGCAAAUGAGGAUGAACCAGCCCAGCUACCUGGACGACAGACAAAUGGGCAGUCCUUGUGGCUACCCCAGGAUGCCGAUGGGUGGCACUCCUCCCGAGUUCAAAUCGCCCCCGAUGAUGCCGACCAUGACUGAGCCCGCUGGUCCCGCGCCCAAGAAGAAGCGGAGGAACGCUGCGUCGGCGGCGGCACAGGCCGCCCCGCAGCCGGCGCCUCCUGUGAUGGACAUCAUGCCGCCACCGCUGACCGGCUACGGCGACACCAUCGUGGCCUCAAACCCAUUUGACGAUUCGCCCUCGCACCCCCCACCCAUGAUGAUGCCCCAUAUGCGCCACAUGCAGCCCACGGCGCCCCCGGCUAUGUCGUCGCCCCUCAUGCCGGGUCCCAUGAGCCCCAUGAUGCGCAGCCCGCUUCAGGACAACAUGAUGGGUGGCCCGCCCAACAUGCCCAUCAUGAUGAGUCCGAUGGGGCCCCAGACCAUGCCCAACAUGCAGCCGCAGCAACAGCAGCCGCCCCAACAACAGCAGCAGCAGCAGCAGCCCCCGCCGCCUCCGUUCUCGCAAAUGGCGCCUAAACCAAUGCCUGUCACAACUGGAAAGGUUUAUCCACCGGAUCAGCCAAUGGUGUUCAACCCUCAAAACCCUAACGCGCCCCCAAUCUAUCCCUGUGGUGUCUGCCACAAAGAGGUGCAUGACAAUGAUCAGGCCAUACUUUGCGAGUCAGGAUGCAACUUUUGGUUCCAUAGAAUAUGCACUGGCUUGACAGAGGCGGCAUUUCAAAUGUUAACAGCGGAAGUUUACGCCGAAUGGGUGUGUGACAAAUGCGUGAACAGCAAGAAUAUCCCCUUGGUCAAGUGCAAACCUUAAGAUUAAUAGUUUUAACCAAUUGACUGUUAACCCGCUCUUUACAUUGGGUGGAAUCACAAAAGUGCAAACGAAGAAAAGCAAUUUUUAUUACUGCCUUUUUAUAUUCUGUAAAAUGUUACAAUAAACAACUAUUUUGAAAAUAUAAA
Molecule: messenger RNA, 1315 nt
Organism: Cloeon dipterum
Lineage: Eukaryota; Metazoa; Arthropoda; Insecta; Ephemeroptera; Baetidae
Gene: pygo
Product: pygopus
Exons: 6
Coding region: 207-1169 (320 amino acids)
Source: RefSeq, a predicted model, not a curated record